UACCUUGGGCUCAACCUUGACCUUUAUAUAAUCGUUCCUUGGCUGGUCCUCACAUUCACUGUUGCCUCCCCAGGCUGUGUCGUAGGAGUUGUAUAUGAACUCAAGGUCGGCACCCCACUCUCCAAGUCCGAAGACCCCGACUAUCUCUUGUUCUUCCGCAAAACAACCUCAACCACCCCAUCCCACACAGUUCAGGACAUAGAACGACUCCGUGAUGCCUCCUCCACCACCGCCUCCUCCACCACCGCCUCCUCCUCCUCCGCCGCCUGGUGCCAUGGGUGGUCCUCCUCCGCCUCCUCCACCUCCUCCAGGAGGUCUUCCUGCCCGUCCGCCUGCUGGGGCAGGCAACAGAGGCGCACUUCUAUCAGAUAUCCACAAAGGCAAAGCUCUCAAAAAAGCUGUUACCAAUGACCGUUCAGCGCCUCAAGUUGGAAAUACAUCAAAUUCGUCGGCAGCUCUGCCUGUUGGCGGCGCACCUCCUGUCCCCGCCCUGGGUGGUGCUCCUAAGCCCCCAGGAGGUCUGGCACCACCGGUCCCAGGAGGACGAGCGAGGAGUAAUAGUGAUCAAGGAUCUCGCGAUUCGACGGCAGGCAUGGAUGCCGCGCCGCAGCUGGGUGGUCUUUUCGCUGGUGGAAUGCCCAAAUUGAAAAAGAGCAGGGGAGGCAUUGACACAGGCGCAAAUGCUGAUUCUUCAUAUCGAUCGGAUCCUGAAUCUACUACCUCAGCACCCAAACCUCCAGUCGGCUCCGCACCAAGGCCUCCUUCAGCAGUUGCGCCAGCAAUCCCUGGGCGAGGACCUCCAGUACCGCCUCCGGGAGGAGCAGCAAACUUGAGAAAGACCACACCAGUGGGAUCCAAGCCUCCCCCUCCUCCUAUUGGAAAGAAGCCACCUCCCCUGCCGACGUCAAGAAAGCCUUCGUCAAUGUCUCUGCCACCAUCCGCGCCCUCGCCAUCUUCAGCGCCUCCUGCUCCACCACCACCUCCGCCUCCUCCAUCAAACAGUGCAUCCGCUCCUGCCGCUCCUCCUCCUCCUCCGCCUUCAGCGGCACCUCCUCUGCCGAGUCAAUCACCAGCUUCACGAUCUUCAGUGCCGCCUCCUCCACCCCCUCCGCCUGCAGCAUCACAUUCGACACCAUCACUCGCUGCAGUAGCUGCCAUUCGCGCCGCUGGUCAAGCAUCUCCAAGCGCGGCGCCUCCUCCUCCACCCCCACCUUCUGGAUCAGUACCAGCACCUCCAAGCGCACCUUCGCCACCGCCACCAACGACACGCUCUCGAGGUUCAUCCCUUCGUCAGUCCAUGUUGGAUCCAAGUAUGUUCACCUUGACAGCCAAUGGAGCAAAAUCCCCAAGCCCGAAGCACUCACCAGCGCAAACGCCCGGUAUUAGUGGUGGGGUUCGUAUUGUGAUCAACGACUCUAGGUGGCAAUUCAAGGAUGAAGGUUUGUUCCCGAAACCCAGGGACUUCGUAGGUGGAACAAGAAAAUAUAGGGCAGGAAGAGGCAGCAGUGUACCGCUGGAUUUGAGUGUUCUGUGAGUAUCGUACACCUUGGGCUCACAGAGUUGUGCUCUCUAUCAAAGAGUUUGAUGAUCAAGCUAUGCUAUUCAUGAUGAGGUGAGCAUUAUGCGGUUAUCAAACAGAUAGGAUAUUCGAGAUAAAUAUGACUCAACAUAUCACGCAGUAUAGGGUGGUCGAUGAGAUUUAGUGUCUUUAUCGUGAAAUAAUGCUGCUCAUGAGUUGAAUCUAUUGAAUCAUUUUCUUCAUGCUGCGGUAUGGUACAGUCGAGUUACAUACUCGUAGGUAGUGUACAUAUAUAGAUAACCAUCUCAAAUUUACAUAGACUUGAGGUAGUUGGUUUCCUUG
Fusarium verticillioides 7600 is the source of this 1861-nucleotide messenger RNA. RefSeq lists its product as hypothetical. The coding region runs from base 215 to 1534 and encodes 439 amino acids. The transcript is spliced from 2 exons. NCBI's taxonomy places the organism in Eukaryota, Fungi, Ascomycota, Sordariomycetes, Hypocreales, Nectriaceae. Gene Ontology annotation, molecular function: actin binding. The record is from RefSeq and is a predicted model, not a curated record.